AUGCCGUCAGCCACUCUCGCAAAUUCCGACGACAAAGUCAAUAUCAAGAAGGCUGUCCCCCUCUCAUCUAACAAAAUCCUCAAUGCAACUGUUGCAAGAUUAUACGUCGCUCAUCCGGACCCAAACACUUGGACUUAUACAAACCUCAUGGGUGCUAUAGUCUUUGCCUUUGACCUCGGAAAGAAGUCGUUUUUCUUCAGACUCGUUGACUUAACAGCGAAUCGUGGAGUUAUAUGGGAACAAGAAUUAUACACGGAUUUCGUUUACAAUCAAGAACGCCCUUUCUUUCAUACUUUUUCGACCGAUAAAUAUCUGGCUGCAUUUUCUUUUGCCGAUGAAAAUGAGGCUGCUGUAUUUUAUAAGAAAGUCAUGAAUCGAGAAAAAAUCAUCAAAGCCAAAACACAAAAGCAAGGUAAUGCUGGUAUUUUUGGCGGAGGAAAGAAAACCAAGAAGGGUAAAAAGCGUGGAAAAAUCGAUAAAGCAGCGAUUGGUGCACCGACAGAUUUCAGACAUCUCGGACAUAUUGGCUGGAGUGCUGAAUCUGGUUUCGAUGUUCAGAACAUUGAUCCUUCGUGGAAAGAUUUAUUCGAUAAACUUGCUCAGCUAGGAGUUAGCCAGGAACUUAUUGCCAAGAACACUGGCUUCAUUAAAGAUCUUGUCGAGAAAAACGGCGGCAUGCCAAAGACCGGCAUGCCAAAGACCCCAUCUGCUCGACCAAAAAAGGCUGCAUCAUCGGCACCGGCGAAGACUCCUCCUUCACCCCCAGCUCGAAGAUCUGUAGUAGCUCCAGUGACAUCAUCGGACAACUCUGAUAGUGAACAUACUGUAAAAGUUGCAGUACCAACGCCGCCUCCGCCACCUCCGCUGCCUGCGAGUCGGAAUGUAUCACCAUCGGUAAAUCGUAAUAUAUUACCUCCACCACCUCCUGUCAAAGUACAAGCGGCCCCCCCGCCGCCUCCGCCUCCUCCAUCGAUAGUCCGCCCCUCUCCAUCUGUUAGUGCUCCCCCACCACCACCCUCAGCACAUCCAGCACCACCGCCGCCACCGCCAGCACCUCCAGCGGUUCGUCCAUCAACAACUUCUAGUGUUCCCCCGCCGCCACCACUUCCUCCGGCGCGCACAACAGCUGCUCCUCCACCGCCGCCACCACCACUUCCACCGGCACGUACACAACCAGUUAUUGGUAGUAAUCCACCCCCGCCUCCGCCUCCUCCCGCAAUGUCUUCUGCUGCUCCACGUGGAAUACCACCCUCUCAAGACGGUCGUGCAAAUCUUUUGGCAGCUAUUAGACAGACCGGUGGAACUGCCGGAGCUGGAUUGCGUUCGGUCGGUGAGCCUAGGUCUGCUCCAGUUACGUACGAUGAACCAGAGCCAAGUAGCCCCGGUGAAGAUAGCAACGAUCUAGCCAAAAUUAUCGCGAAUGCACUUAUUAGUCGUUCCUCUGCUAUUCAACACGAUUCGG
Molecule: messenger RNA, 1462 nt
Organism: Paraglomus occultum
Lineage: Eukaryota; Fungi; Glomeromycota; Glomeromycetes; Paraglomerales; Paraglomeraceae
Source: the annotation of a GenBank genome assembly